Molecule: messenger RNA, 2541 nt
Organism: Hyaloperonospora brassicae
Lineage: Eukaryota; Oomycota; Peronosporomycetes; Peronosporales; Peronosporaceae
Source: the annotation of a GenBank genome assembly
AUGUCGUUCGGAGGCGACACGUGCUCGGCCAUGACCCACACGGGCGUGCGCUGUGCCUCUGCGGCCACCGUCUCGAGCGGCCACUGCCCGCACCACGCGCGCAUGGCCCGCGUCAUGGCGCUCGCCCCGAAGCUGUCGCCGCCGUCCACGCCGUCGCUCUCGCCCUCUUCGGCCCAUUCCGCGUCGACUGCGUCGCUGCCGACGCCGCCCGUUGUAGCUCUGUCCGGUGCAAUGCGUCGCACGGUGCCCCCUUUUCCAGGCGAGACUGUCGUUGCGACAAUCGCGUGCGUGUCGUUUGUCUUCCCGACGGCGCUGGCCGUCCGUGAGGUGCCCGGGACGCUCUACAUCACGUCGUUCCGCCUCCAGUUUGCGCCGCAGAGCAGUCGGACGAACGCGCUCGAUGGCGCGUGUAAGCGGCUCGUGGACAUGGCAAUGCACGGCAUGCCACGUGCUGCAGUGGCCAAGUUAUCGUACGCGCCGGUUGCACCGACAGCAAUGACGUCGUCGUACACGACUGUUGGAAGUAGUGCUCUGGCUACUACUGCCCUAAGUAGUGCUUUUGGAAGUACGUUUACGAGCACUUUUGGCAGUGCAAUUGGUCAGAGUGGUAUGGCGAUGGGCAACGGAGGAGGAGGAGGAAGUGAUGCGGGGAUGUUUACGAGACUGGAAGUGAAGUUCAAAGACUUGAGGUCGUGGGUGCUUGGAGGCGACGUGGUGAAGCUGUUGCCCGCGCUGAAUCGACACGUGUUUGUGGACUCGCCGAUGAGUUUCUUUGCCUUCUCGUCCAUUACGCGACCGACAGAGCAGGAUGCACAAGGACAUGCGCUGUACGAUCUGUACGCGGACUUCGCCCGAAUGGGUGUCGCUCUUGGAAGCGACUCGAGCUGUGCAUUGCGCGUGACGGAGCUCAAUGCGACGUUCACCAUGUGCCCCACGUAUCCUCGGCAGAUUGUUGUGCCUGCAGCUGCGAGCGACGCACACGUUAAAGCAGUGGCUUCGUUUCGAUCCAAGGGGCGAUUGCCCAUUUGCAGCUACGUUCAUGCGCGCAACGGGGCUUCCUUGUGGCGAUGUGCGCAACCAAAGCGCGGUAUUCUGCAUACGCAGAACCCGGCAGACGAACAGUACCUGCUCUACAUUGCUCUCGCUUCACCUGGUUCACCGUCCCUGUAUUCCGGCACACGGGCUCGCAAGAUCUGGAUUGCAGAUUGUCGUCCAGAGUUGAAUGCGCGGGUGAACAACUUGACGGGAGGCGGCACGGAAAGCGGGAAUCUAGCACAUGCACAUGUGUCGUUCCUCAAUAUCGGAAACAUCCACGCCAUGCGCGAAAGUAUCGAGGCCGUGCGUAGUCUGGGCGAAUUCGUGGCUUCAUCGAACAACACUGAGUCGACUGAUCUGUCGUGGGGUACGCGUGUUGAAGACACCAAAUGGCUUUCUCACGUGCGUCGCGUCCUGAGCGGGGCGCUGCAAGUCGCGCACGCCCUCGCGGUCCAAGCCACGACCGUGGUCGUGCACUGUAGCGAUGGGUGGGACCGGACAGCUCAGCUCUGUAGUCUCGGGCAGCUGCUCGUUGACGCGCAUUACCGCACACGACGAGGUUUUCUCGAGGUAAUUGAGAAAGAAUGGGUUCGUGCUGGUCACAAGUUCCAGGACCGCGUCGCUCCUGGCAAAAGUGAAGACGACGACGACCAGCAAGCGCCGAUUUUCAUCCAGUUCCUGGACUGCGUGUGGCAACUGUUUCGCUUGUUUCCCACAUACUUCGAGUUCAAUGAACGCAUGCUCGAGACAUUGGCGGACGCGGUGUUCUCGGGCAGAUACGGCACAUUCUUAGGUAAUUGUGAGCGCGAGCGCAGCGCCUGGGGCGUGCGUGACCGGACUCCCUCGCUCUAUGCGUCCGUUUUCCAGGACGAUCGAUUCGUGAACCCGUUCUACCGAGCUAGCAGCACAACAGCGUUGCUGCCAGAUAUACCGUCUGUGUUGCGCCAAGUAACACUGUGGAGCUCAUACUACUUUCGUGGAGCUCCAUUUCCACCAUCGCCGGCGGGAAAUCCCGCAUCACCAUUGUACGCAGUGAGUGAUUCGGGGGAAGGCAACGCAUUGUCGAAUGGUGCACAAGAAGACAUGGAGGCAGCAAUGAAGGCAGCAUUGCGCAGGAUCCGCAUUUUAGAGGACAAACUCAGCGCUGCAACCGCAACACCCCCUCCUCCGCUAUUGCCAUCGGCCAUGUCGUAUCCGCCACUGUAUUCAACGUCCUCAGAACUGGAUACGCCUGCGCAGAUCCAGCAAAAAUCCGAGCUCGAGCCACAUACUCGACACCAAGAAACCAGCACGACAGGACAUUACCUUUUCGGCCGUAGCAGCAGUGACGAGACAGUGUACGCUUCUACUGCCCCUUCAGUGUCGCCGCACGCACCAACAGCAUCUAUGAAGUCCAAAUCGGCAUCAGCACAAUCGUUGGCAACCACGUGGACAUGCAGCCUUUGCACCAAAACUAAUGCAGCCGGCGUCCUCCAAUGCGUCGUGUGCGGCCGUACGCCACGAUGA